AUGCCUAUGAUAGAGUCCGUGUUAAACACUACCAGCCUUUGCUCUCCGUUGUUACGGGACAACCCAGAUAUUACCGGAAUCGGCGUGCGUGUGGCAUUUUAUGUGCAAGCAUUUCUAACCUUGCUCCUUUCGUAUCUUCCCAACGUCUCGGAUAACAACGCCUCAUACUGGAGCAUGACGAUCACUGCUUUCGCACUGUUCGUCUCAGCCCUAUCACUCAACCACCAAGACCAACUCUCCCUCUAUCUCGCCAUCUCAGUCUCCAUCCUCCUCUGGCUCCACGCAUUCGCCACACUCUUAGUCAUGUUCGGGGACGCGGUCGUGAAGCUGAAAGACCUGGAUGGGAGGACGUACAAGUCCAAAGAGCAACACGACUUCUACCAAUCCAUGCGCAUCAUGCGUCUUUCCGGCGUCCCCGUCAUUGCGAUCGCCAUCGCUUUCUCACUGUUCGUCUGGCGCCACGCGUCUACGUUCGGUGCAGAUCCAGCCUGCAAUCCACAUACGGUCCUCGUCAUCCUGGGCUCCCAUCUCACAGCAACGACGACAGGCCGCAUCGCCGCACUCACCAUAUCAUACAUCUGUCUCUUCUUUUUUGUCUUCUUUGCCCUACUCGAUAGCCUCUCGCUUUUCCUAUUCCAUUUCUUCCCCGAGCAGUUGAAACCCUACGCGUCCGUCGAGAUGGGACUUCUCACCCCACUCUUCCUACUCCCAAUUCCACACAUCGGAGCCCCGACUGCCAGAUCUCUACUUCCACGCGCUCUGGGGAUCCUUUUCCUACCUAUAUACUUCUCCCUAUUCAUCUUCGCUAUUUUUUCUUUCUUUGCAAGGUUACUACUUGAGCCUUACGUUCUCUUACAGAUCUUCAAGAGAGCAAGCAUCGCGUUCUCGAUAUUGCUGCCUACAGCGCUGAUUGUCUCGAACGAACUUACGCUGAAUGCGAAUUCUCAUUUACUUGGUGGUGACGGCAGGGAUAGUCGGGACUGGACUCUGGGGCAAUGGAAAGGCUACUAA
This is a messenger RNA of Stereum hirsutum FP-91666 SS1, 1011 nucleotides long. RefSeq lists its product as uncharacterized. Bases 1 to 1011 code for a protein of 336 amino acids. The transcript has 4 exons. NCBI's taxonomy places the organism in Eukaryota, Fungi, Basidiomycota, Agaricomycetes, Russulales, Stereaceae. The record is from RefSeq and is a predicted model, not a curated record.